AUGUUAUGUGGAUAUGAGCCUUUCUAUCCUCUGAAUGCCUUUCAUGAACCGAUCGAGUUCCUGGAUGAGUGUUGGAAUGGGGUCAGCGAUUUUGCUAAGGAUUUCCUAACGAGAUGCUUACUGCUGGACCCGACUCAAAGGCUCUCAGCUGAAGAGGCCACCAAACACCCGUGGUUGGAUUUGGGGACCCCCCUGCCCAAUGGAGUUUGUGUGGAUCUUGAUUUGGAUUUCUGGCAUCCGGCGGAAGCUGCUACGGAGGGUGUCGAUGUGAACUUCUUGGAUUGGCAACUUACUCCGAGUCCUCGUGCAAAGGCACG
Perkinsus marinus ATCC 50983 is the source of this 317-nucleotide messenger RNA. Its product is annotated as calcium/calmodulin-dependent protein kinase iv, putative. Lineage: Eukaryota; Perkinsozoa; Perkinsida; Perkinsidae. Gene Ontology annotation, biological process: protein phosphorylation. The record is from RefSeq and is a predicted model, not a curated record. The annotation marks the transcript as partial. Gene Ontology annotation, molecular function: protein kinase activity; ATP binding. The transcript has 4 exons.